Molecule: messenger RNA, 1149 nt
Organism: Phycomyces blakesleeanus NRRL 1555(-)
Lineage: Eukaryota; Fungi; Mucoromycota; Mucoromycetes; Mucorales; Phycomycetaceae
Product: Homeodomain-like DNA binding domain-containing transcription factor
Exons: 2
Coding region: 1-1149 (382 amino acids)
Source: RefSeq, a predicted model, not a curated record
AUGUUUUCUCUACGUCCUCUGGCAGCUCACUUACGAACUAGUCCAAUAAAGUUUCCAUUUUCCUCUGUCGCACGACUUGUCAAGCCGCUACACACUGCUCCGCCAAUCGUUCCACCAGAACAAUUAUCUCAAAACACUAGCACUACUACCAACAAUACUUCUACUUCUACUUCUACUCAUCCUUCCUCUCUUGGUCGUUUCCGUCGCUCAUGGACCGAAGAAGAACAACUAAAACUCGAAAAGCUAAUUGAAAUCUAUGGUGAAAGAUGGACAGAGAUUUCCAAACACUUUGACAUGCGAUCUCCGGCUCACAUCAAACAGCGAUGCCUGACCAUGAAAGGUUCGCAAUUCCUAGGUCCAUGGUCAAAAGAAGAACUCGAUCUUUUGCGAGAUCUCGUUGGAGAUGCCAAGGACGUUGAUUGGGUCAAAAUCAGAGACCAGCUGCCCCUCCGUCGUCCGAUUCCUAUCAUCAAACAGACUUGGAUAUACAGUCUUGACCCAACUAUCAAACAUGGAAAAUGGUCUGAAGAAGAAAGCGCCAAGCUGACUCAGCUUGUUGAAAAACAUGGCCCUAAUAAUUGGACUGCAAUUGGCAAUGAAUUCAAAACGCGUACCAAACGUCAGUGUCUAGAACGCUGGAAGUGGCAAAUGGCAGAUAUUAAGAAAGGUCAAUAUUCAGAUGAGGAAGACAAGCUUAUUAUGGAUGCCAUCAAGGAGCACGGAAAUACCAAUUUCCUUUUGAUUCAGAAAGCAACGGGGAUCAAGCGGACUCCUCGUCACAUCUCCCAACACUAUAAUGCCAUACUUAACCCAAAGUUUGACCGGUCCCCUUGGACACUUGAAGAAGAGUUGGAUUUUUAUCAUGGUUACCAGAAGCACGGUGACAUGGUCAAGGUCAGUAAGAUGAUGAAUAGCAAGCGGUAUCCCAAGGAUAUCUGGAACCACUACUACAGAACCAAGCGGGUACUCGAAGGACACUCGACCCCAAGAUUAUCAAAAGCAAAGGCUGAUAAAGAAAAGGAGUCGGAAACAGAGCAAAAAGAGAAAUCAGAGGAAUCAACAAUCACACAAGAUACCAGCACCACUACUACCAGCACCGCCACUACCGUCAACCAACCCGCAAAAGAGCUUAUAAAAGAAAAUAAUUAA